CUUCAUUGCCAAGGGAAUGGCGGUCAUUUUACGACUAUUGUUGUUUGCUUUCAGCAUGGAUAGGGAGUAGUUGGGGUGCACCCGGUGGUGGUUGAAGUUCAUGCGAAGUAUUGGGAUAAAAGUUGGCGAGCAGUCGGGAUAUGGAACUUUGCACCGAUGGGCCGAGCCUAGGAGACCAAAACGCUCUUAUCGUGUCAAAAGAUUACUUUGUGCUUUUGGAAAAUGUUGGAAAGAGUACUUCGAUAGCUCGAGUUUAGUUGGAUAUAAGUAUCUUAGUGAAACUCCUAGGCCCUGGAUAGAAAGGAUUCUUUGGAUUGUGAUUCACGCGACGACAAUGUUUGCACUCGGAUUCAUGGUGACCGGGCUGUGGCAGCAUUAUGUGUGCACACCGGUUGUCACCGUAGUAGACUCAGACAAUUAUCCAUCCACCAAACUUGAUUUUCCUGGUAUUGCCAUUUGCAGUAUCAAUAGAAUGAGCAGGAGAGCUGUAGAAAAUUUAUCCCUUAAAAUAAAAAUAUCGAAUUUAAUCGAUAAAACUUCAGAGGAGAUCUUCGAGUUGAUUUCCUCCCUCCGAAUUUUAUACGAUACAGCAUUUGAGCAGGAUGAGCUCACCGAGCGGAAAGCGCGGAGACAAGAAGCUCAUAAAAUGUUUGUACAAUACUUCGGCGAAGGAUACGACAUUACAGAGAUCAUUGAAUCACUGACUCCAAAGUGUGCGGAUAUUAUGCUGGCCUGCACGUACAGAUCCAUUUUUACAAAUUGUUCGGAACUGCUGGCAUUCAGAAAAACGCAGAAUGGUUUCUGCUGCACUUUCAAUUACGCCCGAGAGCCCGACGACAUUCCCAGUUCGGAUUUCAAAGAGUAUGCCAGGAUUGAACCGAACAAGAUCGGCAUUCCUGGCGUGGCCAACGGUCUGACAGUCGUUCUCGAACCUUUCCUGGAAGACUAUCUCUUUCCGUUUCUCCCCACAACCGGAUGGGUGGUAACCAUAUUCAACCCCGGAGACUAUCCCGACAACACCAGUGGUGGUGUAUCCGAAGCGAUAGUAGCUCCAUCGUCAGAAAGUUUUUUAGAAUUGGACGUCAGUUCGAUUUAUAGUGAGAAUGAAAUUCGACCUGUGUCAGUUAAUCGUCGAAAGUGUAUUUUUACUGAUGAAACUGAUGCUAGCAAAACGAGCUACACUUACAGCGAUUGCAUUGUCGAUUGUCGAGCAACGGCGAUAUGGAAGGCAUGCCGUUGUAGGCCCUUCUUCCUGCCGAGACGUGGUAACGACGAAUAUUCCCGAAAAGUUUGCAAUACCGAGGAUGAACCGUGCCUGCAUGCUCAUAAAAGCACUUGGUGGUCAGUUUUACCGCACACACCCGAUGCCGAAGAGUCAUUGAGUUACGAUAAGGCGAUUGGUGAUAGGAAUGAGUCCUUGAAAUGUACAAAUUGUUAUCCGACAUGUACAGAUACUCGUUACUAUCUGCAAAUGCAAGCCACACCACUCGAACCGGGGAGGCAAUAUCAUACUGAGUUACUACGCAGUUUUCAAACGAAAAAUCAAAGCAUUUUACAUAUCUACUUCAAAAAAUUUGGGAGCGUUCGGCUUAAACAGGAUAUGGGGUACUACUGGUAUGAGUUGAUAAGCGAUAUUGGGGGAACGUGCGGAGUUUUCGUUGGAUUCAGUCUCCUCAGCAUCGUUGAACUCCUCUAUUUUAUUAUUCAACGUACCUGUCAAUGCGGUUGUUCAAAGAUCCCCGAAUCGAAGGAUCAAUUGAAAGUCAAUAUAACAACCGUUCACGGUGGCCUCUACUGGAAUGAAUUACUGAAUGACUCGCGGAUACAUUUUAAAAGUCGCACAUCACGAAGGCGAAGGCUAGAGAGGCACUGACAGCCAUUGCCUUAUAGCAGAAUGAGCCACUUAAUAAAUUUCUCUCUUAGCUCAUUUUCUCAUAAUUCCAAGGACAUUGGUUAUCAUUAUUCCUCAUGAGCAGCUCUCUUUUGCCGUCUUCUCAUAGCAAUCUCCUACCGCAACACGUUCCUGAGUUAAUUUCACGCACACACCGCACCCCUCGUGAAUGCGAAAAUUGAUCUCAUCAUUAGCGUAUUGAUUAGUUUAGCCCGCAAACAGCUUGAAAGUCCAAUGAUACCGGUAACCUCGGGAAUACUUUCCACGUCAGCUAAAUUUCAAACAGUUUCGAGCGAGCCUCCACCCUCGGCCUCGGUAUCUCUUCAGGGUUUGUGCAUGAAACAACUUUGAAUAGUAAUCUUCACCCGACUCAGGUCCAAAGUUUAUACUUAGGAUGAGCCUCGGCAGAGACCCAACGUUGGAAGAACAUGAAAGCAUGGAUUUACGACUGCACUGCUUGUCAAAAUUUCAACGGCAGAACUUUCGAGUCAGCUUGAUCUCUUCUGGCUAUCAUGAAACUAAUUUAUAAAUACUAGGGGGGGGCAGGGUAGUACGGAUAAAAGAUAUCCAACACAACUGACAAUAUACGGUACCAAGGGUCUUCAUAUUCAUACAAUGGCACGAGAAUAUACGAGAGGUUAUGCAUCUGAGGAAAAUGUGAAAUGUGACGGUUGUGUCUAGGCAGCUAGCUUUUCAAGAGAUUUUCUAUGGGAACUUUGGUGAAACGAGCAGCAUCGUGCGGCAACGGCAGACAUGUCUGUGGUAGAGAGUUGCUGUGUUGCCCCGGAGGAGACAAGCCGCUGUAGAAAGUCCAAGAGCGUUUGUCAGCGACGCCUGAAAAAGCUUCUUGCUUUCCCUCUCUCUGUACUAUAACCUCUCCCACCUCCACCUCCACCUCCUCUCACGACCCCGACGACCAUUCUGAGGCACUCCAUUCUCCUCAUAUUCUCAUCCUCGAGGAAAAAGUGGAAUAUCAAGUGUCACAGACUGGCCGACAAACUUUGGUCAAAAGUUUUCCGUGAACGUCAAGUAUUUGUUCCAUCACAUUCAUUCAUAGUUUGCACCUGAGGAUGAAAAACUGAGGAACACGUCGGAGAUUAAAUUGACGUGACUUGGAAUGUUGAAAAUUUUUCCGAGUU
This is a messenger RNA of Diachasmimorpha longicaudata, 3030 nucleotides long. RefSeq names its product sodium channel protein Nach-like. Gene Ontology annotation, cellular component: plasma membrane. The coding region runs from base 101 to 1873 and encodes 590 amino acids. The transcript has 11 exons. NCBI's taxonomy places the organism in Eukaryota, Metazoa, Arthropoda, Insecta, Hymenoptera, Braconidae. Gene Ontology annotation, molecular function: ligand-gated sodium channel activity. Gene Ontology annotation, biological process: sodium ion transmembrane transport. The record is from RefSeq and is a predicted model, not a curated record.